UUUGAUAAGCUGCAUAGCAAAGUCCAUAUAAAUAGCAGCAUGAUAUAACAUCAAAACCAACACCAACACCAACACCAACGCCAACACGAACACGCAGGUCGAGGCUCACCAUUUCCACAGAACCAUGUGCACCUUAGAGAAGCGUGGAAACCUCUUCUUCCUCACUCUCACCGGCGACGACGACCACCGUCUAAGUCCGGCCGUCAUCGAUUCCCUUAUCUCCUCUCUCUCUCAGGUCGCCUCCCAAGCCACCCGCGGUUCCGCCCUCAUCACCACCGCACAGGGCAACAGGUUCUUCUCCAAUGGCUUCGAUCUUGCCUGGGCCCAAUCCGCAGGCUCCAAAUCAGUCGCCGCGGACCGUCUCCACCAGAUGGUCGUCUCCUUCAAACCGGUUGUCGGAGCUCUUCUCUCUCUUCCGAUGCCAACCAUCGCCGCCUUACCCGGCCACGCCGCUGCCGGAGGAUUCCUCUUCGCUCUCUGCCACGAUUACAUCCUCAUGAGGAGCGAUAGAGGUGUGCUGUACAUGAGCGAGGUGGACUUGGGGCUUCCGUUCCCGGAUUACUUCACGGUGGCGAUGAGGUCGAAGAUCGGAUCGGUGUCGGCUCGGAGGGAUGUGAUGCUGAGAGGGGUGAAGAUCAAGGGCGAGGAAGCUGUGAGAUUGGGGAUCGUGGAUUGGUAAGCCACUCUCCUGGGCAACAAAAAAAGGCAAAAACCAGGGAAAACAAUCCAGUUUAAUAUGACCUACAAGGCUUUUUUCCUGACACCAUUUGCUGACAAAAUGGGCUACAAAAUUUCUUUCUCUAGGGAUCCAUGCAAAACGAACAUCUUUGAAAAAGGUUUUUAGCCUGAUAAUAGUUUCUAGAAUUCCAUCUGCCAACCAGUGGUUUGAAUGAAGGGCUUGGUCGUUUAUGUUAUCAAUGGCUGUCUUAUUUUUAUCUAAGAUAAUUAUCUGCUUUUAAUUGCUUUUUUUUAGAUACUGGAAUAAGACCCUCCUUUUCUACAUAAUAUGCACUUAAUGCCCUCUCAUCCUUACACAUCUUCCUUCUUUUAUUAUUAUUUUUAUAAUAAAAAGCUCAUUUUUAUGU
Messenger RNA from Ziziphus jujuba (common jujube), 1085 nucleotides. Its product is annotated as enoyl-CoA delta isomerase 2, peroxisomal. NCBI's taxonomy places the organism in Eukaryota, Viridiplantae, Streptophyta, Magnoliopsida, Rosales, Rhamnaceae. Gene Ontology annotation, cellular component: peroxisome. Gene Ontology annotation, molecular function: delta(3)-delta(2)-enoyl-CoA isomerase activity; enoyl-CoA hydratase activity. Gene Ontology annotation, biological process: fatty acid beta-oxidation. The record is from RefSeq and is a predicted model, not a curated record. The coding region runs from base 125 to 679 and encodes 184 amino acids. The transcript has a single exon.